AUGGACAAUUCAACCGUUGAGGCAGAAAACGUCCCUAUACCCGGGGACACUGUUAAAGAUACCAUGCAUAUUAUUCAAGGAACAUUACCCCCUUCACCUCCUGCCACAGAUGAUAGCUGCUCAGUUUCAGAGGAGGAAACGACUGAGAUCCCCUUCCCACCUCCGACGACGAUUCCCACAGAAACUCUUGAUAUCGACCUUAAAACCCCUGACAGCCAUGUACCACGAGAUCCGAGAUUAAUUCGCUUGACCGGGGUUCACCCCUUUAAUGUUGAAGCACCACUGACUGCAUUAUUCAACGAAGGUUUCCUUACUAGCCCAGAACUGUUUUAUGUUCGUAACCAUGGAGCUGUACCACAAGUCUUGGAUGAAGACAUUCCGGACUGGGAGUUCUCCGUCGAGGGACUUGUCGAGAAGCCAUUCACCAUCAGCAUGCGUCAGCUCAUGACUGAAUAUGAGCAGGUGACUUAUCCUAUCACAUUAGUAUGUGCCGGCAAUCGGCGAAAAGAACAAAACAUGGUCCGAAAGAGCAAAGGAUUUUCUUGGGGGGCCGCUGGCUUGUCAACAGCACUAUUCACGGGCGUUAUCAUGGCAGAUGUCAUCAAGCGGGCACAGCCAAAGAGAAGGGCGAAGUACGUGUGUAUGGAGGGAGCCGAUAAGUUACCCAAUGGAUAUUAUGGCACAUCUGUGAAGCUCAACUGGGUUCUCGACGCCAACCGAGGAUUUAUGCUGGCCUAUAAAAUGAACGGCGAGAUGUUACGGCCAGAUCACGGCAAGCCACUUCGUGCUGUUAUACCGGGCCAGAUUGGUGGAAGGUCCGUCAAGUGGCUCAAGAAGCUUAUUGUCACCGAGGCACCUAGCGACAACUGGUAUCAUAUUUACGACAAUCGAGUUCUACCGACCAUGGUUUCACCUGAAGAGUCGGCGAACGAUCCAAAAUGGUGGACGGAUGAAAGAUAUGCCAUAUAUGACCUCAGCCCGAACUCGGCCAUAUGUUAUCCCCAGCAUGAAGAACAAUUAUGCCUUUCCGACGCGCCUAGUAGGUAUAGGGCCAGAGGUUAUGCAUACAGUGGUGGAGGACGACGGAUUACUCGUGUUGAAAUCUCACUCGACAAGGGAAAGACGUGGCGGUUAGCCAAUAUUGAGUACGCCGAGGACAGAUAUCGUGAGGUCGAGAGAGAGCUGUACGGUGGCCGGCUAGACAUGUCGUGGCGGGAAACCUCCUUCUGUUGGUGUUUCUGGUCGAUCGAUCUGGCCACCAGCGAAUUGGUUGCAGCCAAGGAUAUUCUUGUUCGUGCCAUGGAUGAAAGCAUGAAUGUUCAGCCCAGAGACAUGUACUGGUCCGUCUUGGGGAUGAUGAACAAUCCGUGGUUUCGUAUCGCCAUCACGCGAGAAGGAGAUUACCUGCGGUUCGAACAUCCUACACAACCGGCGCUCAUGCCGGGCGGCUGGAUGGAGCGAGUCAAGAAGGUAGGCGGCAACCUAGCAAAUGGCUACUGGGGCGAGAAACUCGAAGGGGAAGAUCAACAAGAAACCGAACUCGAGCCGCCGAAAGAAAUAUCGAUGGUCAAGGAAGGGCUGAAAAAAGCCAUCACCAUCGACGAACUACGAAAACACGAUGGCGAGGAACAACCAUGGUUCGUGGUGAACGGGGAGGUCUACGACGGCACAGCAUUCCUCGCCGCCCACCCAGGAGGCGCACAGAGCAUCAUAUCCGCCGCAGGGAUCGACGCCACGGAAGAGUUCAUGGCCAUUCAUAGCGAGACCGCCAAGGCCAUGAUGCCGACGUACCACAUCGGCUCGCUGGACGAAGCCGCCAGAACGGCCUUGACGGAAGGCGACUCAGAAGCAAGCGGCCAACCAACCACCCCGACCGAAACAUUCCUGCAGCCCAAAACCUGGAAGAAAGCCAUCCUGCACGGCAAGAAGAUCGUCUCGUGGGACACCCGCAUCUUCACGUACAAGCUCGAGCACCCAAGCCAACGCCUCGGCCUGCCCGUGGGCCAACACUUGAUGGUGCGGCUGCGCGACCCGGCGACCCGCGAAGCCAUCAUCCGCAGCUACACGCCGAUCUCGGAGAUCAACAGCGAAGGGUACAUGGAGAUGCUGGUGAAGGUGUACUUCGCGAACCCGAACACGUCCAGCCACGGUGGGAAGAUGUCGCAAGCGAUGGACGCACUUCCGAUCGGCCACUUCAUCGAGAUGAAAGGCCCGAUCGGCAAGUUCGAGUACCUGGGCCACGGGCGCUGUCUGAUCUCGGGCGUUGAGCGCAAGGUGUCGUCGUUCGUCAUGAUCUGCGGCGGCAGCGGGAUCACACCCAUCUACCAGGUGUUCCGUGCGGUGCUGCGCGACCCGCGGGACGAGACGCACUGUGUCGUCUUCGAUGGGAAUCGUCUGGUCGAGGACAUCCUGUGUAAAGAGGAGUUGGAUCUGUUGGAGAAGGAGAAUGGCCUACGUUGUCAGAUUCACCAUACGUUGACGAAGCCUGAGGAGAGCUGGACGGGGCUGAGGGGACGGGUCACGGGCGAGUUGAUCAGUGGGCAUGUUACGAGGGAUGACGGGGCAUUGGUGUUGCUUUGUGGGCCGGAGGCAAUGGAGAAGUCGAUGCACAAGGCGCUUUUGGAGCUGGGUUGGAAGGACGAUCAAUUGAUGUUCUUCUGA
This is a messenger RNA of Exophiala bonariae, 2661 nucleotides long. RefSeq lists its product as uncharacterized. Gene Ontology annotation, molecular function: molybdopterin cofactor binding; sulfite oxidase activity; nitrate reductase (NADPH) activity. NCBI's taxonomy places the organism in Eukaryota, Fungi, Ascomycota, Eurotiomycetes, Chaetothyriales, Herpotrichiellaceae. The transcript has a single exon. The coding region runs from base 1 to 2661 and encodes 886 amino acids. The record is from RefSeq and is a predicted model, not a curated record. Gene Ontology annotation, biological process: sulfur compound metabolic process; nitric oxide biosynthetic process; nitrate assimilation.